Drosophila subpulchrella is the source of this 2767-nucleotide messenger RNA. It is a transcript of the gene Dlic, whose product is annotated as cytoplasmic dynein 1 light intermediate chain 1. Gene Ontology annotation, biological process: microtubule cytoskeleton organization; microtubule-based movement. Gene Ontology annotation, cellular component: cytoplasmic dynein complex; centrosome. Gene Ontology annotation, molecular function: dynein heavy chain binding. The record is from RefSeq and is a predicted model, not a curated record. NCBI's taxonomy places the organism in Eukaryota, Metazoa, Arthropoda, Insecta, Diptera, Drosophilidae. The coding region runs from base 284 to 1765 and encodes 493 amino acids. The transcript is spliced from 8 exons.
GACUCUUGUUCCAGCUCUAGUUCGUCGUACAAAAUAUUUUUUUCCGCAGCGAAAAACUCAUUUUCCUCGCUCGCCCGUCGAUAUUUUUUUGUUAUUUUCCGUCGGCCACAAUUGGAGCGAUCGAAAGGAGGCCCAGCGGACGUGCGUGAAAAUCCAGGGCCGCGAGUUUUCACCGGAGAGCGAAGAGCGUGAGAAACUGCCGCCAGCACAUCCCGAUUCCCAAUUGGACCCGAGCAGGAGAGCGUUCCAAUAGGAAAACUGCAGCAGCAACAACAACAACAACAUGGCACUGGACAGUGGGACGCAAACGAAUGCGCUGACAUCAUCCUUCACCACCAAGAAAAAGGAUGCGGCCGCGGAAAAGGAGAACCUAUGGUCGGCGAUAUUGAAUGAAGUACAAACACAGGGCAGCACAAAACUUCCAUCAAACAAAUCUGUACUAGUAUUAGGCGACAAUGCCACCGGAAAGACGACACUCAUAGCGAAACUGCAGGGCGUCGAGGAUCCAAAGAAGGGUUCCGGCCUGGAGUAUGCCUACAUCGAUGUCAAGGACGAGUACAGAGACGACAUGACGCGUUUGGGCGUUUGGGUCCUGGACGGCGAUCCAGGACACACAAACCUGCUACACUAUGCGCUCAAUGAAACGAACUAUGCACACACCCUCGUCAUCCUCACCGUUUCGAUGACGCAGCCGUGGGGCUGGUUGGAGCAGCUGAAUCACUGGAUCAAGGUCCUGGGCCAGCACAUCGAGAGCCUGCAGCUGGACGCCAAAGAAAAGGAGGCGGCCCGCCAGCGACUGGCCACCACGUGGCAGAGCUACUGCGAGGUGGGCGACGACCUGGAUCCGGGCUCUCCGGUCAAGCGGACGAUGCGCAACAACUCGAUCGACGAGGAUGACCUGCUGCCGCUGACGGAGGACGCACUAAUUACAAAUCUGGGCCUCGACAUCGUUGUUGUGGUCACAAAGACGGACUACAUGACCACACUGGAGAAGGAGUACGAGUAUCGCGACGAGCACUUCGACUUCAUCCAGCAGUGGAUUCGUAACUUCUGUCUGCGGCAUGGCACCUCGCUCUUUUACACGAGCGUCAAAGAAGACAAAAACUGUGAUCUCCUCUACAAAUAUCUGACGCAUCGAAUUUAUGGUCUACCAUUCCGUACGCCAGCGCUAGUCGUUGAGAAGGAUGCGGUACUCAUUCCGGCUGGCUGGGAUAGCCUGAAAAAGAUUAGUAUUUUGUACGAGAAUAUGCAUGGAGUCAAGGCCGAGAAUCCUUACACAGAUAUCAUCAAAUCGCCGCCAACUAGAAAGGCGGUUUCCAAUCGCGAGACAGAAGUGCAGACGGAGGACGAGCAGGCCUUCUUGGCUCGCCAGCAGGAAAUCCUGAAGCAGGGCGACCAGGUGCGCGGUGAGUCGCCACUGCGAUCGCAGGGAGUGGGCAGCAACAAGAGCGGACCGCGAACGCCCGGCACCGCAGGACAGAGUUCACCCAAGAAGAUUGAUCCCAAGCUGACGCCAGCCACACCCGGCGCCGAGGGCGUUCUGGCCAACUUCUUCAACUCGCUGCUGCACAAAAAGUCGGGCAGUCCGGCGGGUGGCGGUCCGGGCGGCGCUGGCAGUCCGGCGGGACCGGGUCGCACUGCCAACGGUACGGAUGCCAUGAUGACGCCCGAAAAGAUGGCCGUGCGCACGGAUGCGGCCGCCGAGCUGGAUCGAUUAUCGCGCAGCGUGAAGAAGGAGAUCGACAUGUCGCAAAGUGAGUGUUGAGCCGCGUAGUCAACCAGCGACAGCAACAACAACACAGACACCACAGCAAAACACCAGCGGCAGCGGCGACAACCAGAACCAGAACAACAUGAGAAAACAUUAUUUAAGCAUCAAGUGAAUAGGCAGAGACUCGUAGAAAACGCAGGGCCAGUAGUGUUGAGAGGAACCACGAAGAAAACCACAAUUUGAUACAGCUGUUAGAUCAUUUAAUGGUCUGCAAGUUGAUGCGCAGGCUUUUAUCAGUUUUUGGGGGCAUAGUAUUUAAAAGGGGAAACUGCAAAGGCGGCAUACCAAUGAGCUCUAUUAACAAAAAUAUCAUGAAUGAAAUUGAAUUGUUUACCAGGAGAACUUUUGUAAAUGAUUUAAUGAUUAGUAGACUUAAGACUCAAGCGAAGCCAUUGGCAGGUUUCUAACAUUUUUGGAAAUACAAAUUCCAUUUUCCAGCGCCCCCAAAAACUGUUUUAGGGCCCAGGGAUUUCUCAUAAACUUUUCAAAUCUUCCUGGCACUCAUGUGAUGAGUUCCAAAACCACAAGUGAUUCUUAUUACGAGCCUCCUGCGGCAUACUCAAAAAACUUUCGAUAGGAAAUGAAACAAAAACAAAACGAAAACUAGAAAUGAGAAAUGAUAUACAUAACGAUGAACAUUCGCCACUUAAUGGUUUAGCUUAGCGAAAGAGUUUUCUAUAUGAAGAAUAGAUCUGCGAGGCCUAUUGUACUCCUCCCUGCGCAGCUAAUCCCGCUCUGCAUGUGUUUAAAGGGUCCUGGCGAUGGAGAGAGAGAGGAUAAUGAUAAGGAUAAUGUGAAGUAGUUCUUUUUUUUCGUUCGCGGGUCCACACAGACACAUUUGUAUAAUAACUUAUUUAAAGCGCUGUAAAAUGUAAUUAACAAACGGCAGACAAAUGAGAGAUUCGAACAGUCCAAAAUCCCUGCAAUGAGGACGGUAUUCGCCUAGCUUGUAUGUACUUUUUAAUUAUAUUAAUUAAUUACACACCCACACACACA